Molecule: messenger RNA, 4306 nt
Organism: Peromyscus leucopus (white-footed mouse)
Lineage: Eukaryota; Metazoa; Chordata; Mammalia; Rodentia; Cricetidae
Product: zinc finger protein 260-like
Biological process (GO): negative regulation of transcription by RNA polymerase II
Molecular function (GO): DNA-binding transcription repressor activity, RNA polymerase II-specific
Source: RefSeq, a predicted model, not a curated record
UGCAUUCAUUAUGCACUCAUGUCAGUCAUGCAUUCAUUCAUUCACCCAUCUGCUCAAGGAGCAAGCAUUUGUUGAAUUGCCAUCAUCACUGCUGACAGAAGUCAUGACAGACAAAGAGAAAAUUUCAGAGUGAAAGUCCCGAAUAGGCUGAAGGGCUUUUCCGAGACACCAUUCUGAUAGCACAAGACUGUGCUGGAGGACAUCGGUGCAUCCUCAGAGAGUUUUACAUUUCUCUGUCUGCCUCUAGAACACUGCUUCAUAGCAACACAAGGUCUACACCAUAAGCCAUCUCCCUACCCCUCGCUGGCCCUCAUCACCCAAGAUCUCCUUCUGUCUCUGGAUCCCCCUGUCCUGGAGUCCACCCUUUGUGGUUUGUGUCUGGGUUGCUCACUGAGCACUGUGUCCUCAAGGUCCCUCCACACUUCUUCAGGGCUGAGUGGUGUCCCCAGUGUAGACAGAUGGACAUUGUGUGUCCAUCCAUCCACAGGAAGACCCGUGGCAUGGGCUGCCCCCUUCUGGAUGCUGUGAAUAAGGUUGCCAAGGAUAUGUAGGGCUGAACAUUUUUAUUUCUGUUGAGCAGACACCUGGGAGUCGAGAUCAUGUGGAGACUCCAUGUUUAACCCUUUGAGGGUGGUGUAGUCUUUCACUGAACUUCACUGGUCUCUCUCUCUCUCUUUCUCUCUCUCUCCUUAGUGACAGGAUCUUGGGUUCUUGACCCCGACUUACCUCAAACUCGUUCUGUAGACCAGGAUGGCCUUGAAUUCUGAGAGAUCUGCCUACCUUUGGGAUUAAUGCUGUGUAUGCCACCCCGGCCUUAGUCAGUGCUAAAAUGUGUAGCCCACAAUGGCCUCGAACUCUUGAUCCUGCUGCCUUUGCCUCCUUCAGCAACUCCACAAUGGGCAAGCUGCAUCUUUUCACGCACUCUGUCUCUAAGGGAGCUGCCCCCGUCACUCAGGCAUCAGUAGCAAAUCACGGCCUCCAGACAUACUUCCGGUCAGUAUGUGGGCGGGUACUUCCGAUCCCACUUGGCGACGGCUCCUGGGGCUCCGCGACUGAGGAAGGGAGACCCUCGUGUUCCGUGUGGUGCGCCGCCGGCUGCCGGAAGCUGGGAGGGGAGCGCGGCGAGCUGGGAAUUCGCCAUGGAAGCAGUGACCUAUGAGGAUGUGCAUGUAAACUUCACUCAUGAAGAGUGGGCUUUGCUGGAUCCUUCCCAGAAGCAUCUCUACAAAGAUGUGAUGAUGGAAACCUACUGGAACCUCACUUGUAUAGGUUACAAAUGGGAAGACCAUAAUAUUGAAGAACAUUGUCAGAGCUGUAGAAGAAAUGGAAGGUGUGUCAUCUGUCACUCUGGACACAAUCCAUGUGAGCAUAAGGGACAUGGAAAGAAACAUUGUACUUCUGUCUCUCUCAGAACAACUGAAAGAUAUGUGGUAGUCCCCACUAUGAGAAGACAUGAUGACUGUGAUACAAGUUUACAAUUAACUGCUUUUCCAGCUUCAGUGGAAAUUCAUCAACAAACUCUCAUUGGAGAAAAUGAGUACCAGGAAUAUGGAAAUUCAUCUCUCUCUUCUGGUUCACUGUGCACAUGUAGUGUGGCUCACAGUAUAAGAAAAUGUUAUGAAUGCAGUCAGUGUGGUCCAACUCUGAGUUCUUCAAGUUCUCUUCAAAGAUGUGAAAAACCUCAUGUGUUAAGAGAAAAUAAUAAAUGUGAGUCAUCUACUAAAGGCUUUAGCCGUUACAGGCAUCUUCAAACACACAAAUCACCCAAUAAUGAAGAGAAUCUCUAUGAAUAUAAUCAAUGUGAUAAAGCCUUUAGAUGUGAUUGCUCUUUAAAACACCAAAGAACUCAUUUGGAAGGAAAGCCCUGUGAGUAUAAUCAAAGAUGUAAAGGCUUUGCAUGUCAUAGUCCUCAUCAAGUACAUAGAAUUCAAACUAGUGAGAAAAGGUAUGAAUCUCAGCAAUGUGAUAAAGCCUUUGAAUGUCCCUUAAUACAUAAUGGAAGUUACACUGGAGAGAAACCCUAUGAAUGUAAUCAAUGUGGUAAAGCCUUUGCAGAAGAGAGAAGCCUUCACAGUCAUGAAAGAUUUCAUACUGAAGAGAAACCCUAUAAAUGUAAUGAAUGUGGUAAAGCCUUUAGAGUGAAGAAUAGUCUUCUCAGUCAUGAAAGAAUUCAUACUGGAGAGAAACCCUAUGAAUGUCAUGAAUGUGGUAAAGCAUUUGUAUAUAACAGUCAUCUUCUCAGUCACUUAAAAAGUCAUACUGGAGAGAAACCUCAUGAAUGUCAUGAAUGUGGUAAAGCAUUUGCACAGAAGCAUGAACUUCACAGACAUAAAAUUAUUCAUACUGGAGAGAAACCCUAUGAAUGUCAUCAAUGUGGUAAAGCCUUUGUACAGAAGAGUGAUCUUCACAGACAUGAAAGAAUUCAUACUGGAGAGAAACCCUAUGAAUGUAGUCAAUGUGGUCAAGCCUUUGUACAGAAGAAUGUUCUUCACAGGCAUGAAAUAAUUCAUACUGGAGAGAAACCCUAUGAAUGUAAUCAAUGUGGAAAAGCCUUUGCAGAGAAGAGAAGUCUUCAGAGUCAUGAAAGAUUUCACACUGGAGAGAAACCCUAUAAAUGUAAUCGAUGUGGUAAAGCCUUUAGAGGGAAGAAUAGUCUUCUCUGUCAUGAAAGAAUUCAUACUGGAGAGAAACCCUAUCAAUGUCAUGAAUGUGGUAAAGCCUUUGCACGAAAGAGUUAUCUUCUCAGUCAUGAAAGAAUUCAUACUGGAGAGAAACCUUAUGCAUGUAAUCAAUGUGGUAAAGCUUUUCCAUAUAAUAGUCGUCUUCUCACUCACUUAAAAACUCAUACCGGAGAGAAACCCUAUGAAUGUAAUGAAUGUGGCAAACUCUUUGCACAGAAGAGUCAUCUUCUCAGUCAUGAAAGAAUUCAUACUGGAGAGAAACCCUAUGAAUGUAAUCAAUGUGGUAAAGCCUUUACAGAGAAGAGUCAUCUUCUCAGUCAUGAAAGAAUUCAUAAUGGUGAGAAACCCUAUGAAUGUAAUCAAUGUGGUAAAGCCUUUGCACAGAAGAGUCAUCUUCAUAGACAUGAAAGUCUUCAUUCUGGAGAGAAACCCUAUGAAUGUAAUCAGUGUGGUAAAGCCUUUGCACGGAAGAGUAGUCUUCAAAGUCAUGAAAGAAUUCAUAAUGGAGAGAAACCCUAUAAAUGUAAUGAAUGUGGUAAAGCCUUUGCAGAGAAGAGGAAUUUUCACAGACAUGAAAUAAUUCAUUAUGGAGAGAAACCCUAUGAAUGUAAUCAGUGUGGUAAAGCCUUUACAGAGAAGAGAAGUCUUCAUAGUCAUGAAAGAAUUCAUACUGGAAAGAAACUCUGUGAAUGUAUUGAAUAUGGUAAAACGUUUGCACAGAAGAAUCAUCUUCACAGCCAUGAAAAAAUUCAUACUGGACAGUACCAUAUGGAUGUAAUCGAUGUGGUAAUUUCAGAUGUGAUCUGCUAUGUGGGUGCUGGAAACUAAAUGUCUACAAGACGCACUUGCUGUAGUCCAGCUCCAUACGUGUUCAGGUUCCUAAGAGGAGAUGGGGCAUUAGCAAAGGCAGGAGACUGCCAUGAUCUUAGCGUAAAUCAGCAUGGCUGCUGCUUUAUUGAAAAAGGACUAUACCCUUUAUACUGUAUAACUGAAUCUCAGUUUAGACUAAAGCAAGGUUAAAAACAGACUGGAUGAUUCCAAGAUAAAAGCAGCUAUCAACCUCAUCACAGCAUUUUUCUUGAGGCAAAAUUGAUUAAUUCAGCAAGUAUCUAAAUGCCUUUGUGGAUGUGAGCCCAUUGUUUUCUUCCAGUGUGCUUUCAUCCUUGGAACUAGGUAUGCCCAGUAAAUCAUUAAGUUCUCUAUUCUUGGUGUACUCAGGGGGAUACAAUGGGGAUUCUUUUGUGAGAGUAGGCAUAGUUAUCAUACUCUAUGGUUCCAAGGUGGUGGGAAUUUUUUCCAAGAUUUUGUUUAAAGAGACUUCCUAUGUAUAAUUCUCAUCCUCCACUGUAGCUCACAAGAAAAAAAAAAAAAAACUUCCCACAGUAGAAGGGAUAAGGAGACUUCAUCACAUAUAGUGAGAAUUGUUAAAAUUGAAAUAAAAAGAUGCCGGAGAAUUAAGAUCUGCAAUGUCAAAAUGCUGGAACCUUGUCAAGUAGCAGUGGUCAUUGUGCAGUCCACACUAGGUACUAAACUGCUAAACCAUCUCUCAUCCCUUUUUCUUUUAAGAUUCAAUGUAUGAUUUUUGUCUUUGUGAGUGUACAUGAAUAGUAUACUUUGAAAUCAGA